AUGACGGCCAAUAAGCAACCCGACGUGUACGUGACUCACGUUUCCACGGAGAGGUUCGAGAUCGAAGAAGAAGCUCGCGUAGCUAAUUCUCAAAAUCCGCCAUCAAGCGGUUUCAGACAGUUCGCGUGUCGAAUUGGAUUGGGUGUUUUAAUUAUGACUAUAUUACUUCUUCUACUAUUCCUGUUCGCCGCACCAAUUGCUUCAGCACCAAAUGAUGGUCCAAACUCGAGUGAAUCAGAAACAUUGUACAAAUGGCCGGGACCAUCGAAUUCAACGCAAAAGAAAUUCGAGAAGGCCGCGAUAACGUGUGAUAACGCGGCGUGCUCUAAAAUUGGAGGGGAUAUUCUCAAUAAGGGCGGAAAUGCGAUCGAAGCGGCUAUCGCUGCCAUGUUUUGUCUCGGCGUCGUGAAUCCGCAAAGUUCGGGAAUUGGCGGCGGAUUUCUCAUGACAUUCUAUAAUGGGCAACAAGGUGAUUGCUAUGCAAUUGAUGCUCGCGAGACAGCGCCGGCGGCUGCUCACAAAAACAUGUUUUUGAAUGAUAGCGACGGCUCGAAAUACGGUUUUAAAGCCGCUGGAAUUCCUGGCGAAAUUGCCGGCUAUUGGCAUUCAUUUACGAAACACGGAUCGGGAAAAGUGAGCUGGAAAGAGCUCGUGACACCCUCGAUCGAACUCGCUUCUAAAGGACAUCCUGUUUCUGAAUUUCUCAGCGAUGUGAUGAAGGUCAAGGAGAGACAUUUCAGAUUGUUCCCAUCAGUGAAGCAUUGGAUCAAUCCGGAAACCAACGACACCUAUAAAACAGGCAAUAUUUUGAAGCGACCGAAACUUGCUGAAACGUUGCAAUUGAUUGCGGAUUCAUCGGAUCCGGUCGAAUUAUUUUAUCAUGGAGAUAUGGCGAAGACGAUUGCGAACGAAUUCAAAGAAGGUGGAGGACUCAUCACUGAGGAGGAUUUAGCAAACUAUAGAGUACGAGAAUAUGCAAACUCGAACUCGAAUGAAAAAUUCCGUGGAUCUCUUUCGAUGUGCGGCGGACCACCGCCAUCCUCUUUCGGUGUUACUCAACUUAUCAUUUCUGUGAUGAGCAAAUUAUUCCCCGAAGGACAUAAGGAUGACAUUUACCAAGAUCCGCUCGUCAUUCAUAAAUAUAUUGAAUCGAUGAAAUUCGCUUAUGCGCAAAGAACAUUGCUCGGCGAUCACGACUACGUUAAAGGCGCAUUGGAAUUGUCGAGAAAUUUGACGACACCGGAAUACACACAAUGGGUUAUUGAUCGGAUGACAGAUAAAGCGCAGCCGUCGAAAAACUAUGGAGGAAUUGCGCAAUAUCAACCCCCCGAUCAUGGAACUUCUCACGUUUCUGUGUUGGACCAAUAUGGAAAUGCCGUUUCCGCAACAACGACUAUUAACAGAUGGUUUGGCGCUGCCGUUGAAUCGACUAAAUACGGAAUUUUGUGGAACGACGAGAUGGAUGACUUCAGCACACCUGGCAUGGAAAAUGGAUUUGGGUUCGCCCCAUCGGAAACCAACUACAUUGCACCUGGAAAACGUCCGAUGAGCUCAAUGAGCCCAUUAGUCAUUUUCAAUUCGGAAAAUAAAAAGGUCCGAAUGGUCAUUGGAGCAUCUGGAGGAGCCAAGAUUAUCUCGUCGCUCUCGAAAGCCGUCGUCCGCAGUUUGAUAUUCAAUGACUCUAUCAAGAAGGCUAUUGAUUCCCUAAUGAUCCACAAUCAAUUCACACCAGACAUUACUCAACUUGACGAUGGAUUCCCCGAAGGAAUGAAAAAGAUUCUAGAGAAGGAGCAUUUGCAGAAAUUCCGAGCCACGAAUGGAUUUGAGGGGGUUAUUCAGGGAAUUGACGUCAAGGAAGACGGGAUCUAUGCUUGCGGAGACUAUCGACGCAAAACCGAACAAAUCCCGCAAGGAUUCUAG
Molecule: messenger RNA, 1920 nt
Organism: Caenorhabditis bovis
Lineage: Eukaryota; Metazoa; Nematoda; Chromadorea; Rhabditida; Rhabditidae
Source: the annotation of a GenBank genome assembly